CGUUUCCCAAACUUGUCAUUGUCGAAAACACUUGUUGCCAAACCGUAAUAAUUAUAAAAAAUAAUACCAUGUUGUUUUUCCGUUGGUUUCUUAUGUGUUUCGUUUUCACUGAUAAUAUAAUUGUGUAUCUUAAUAGAUUUGUAGUAAAUUGAGAAGUUAAUUAUAGAUAUGGGUAUAAAAUUUUUGGUGUACGCGUGCGGGCGAUGGCGGGAAGUACGCCUCGACGGUCGCGUAUGCGGUUGGGGCGGCCGGCCACGGUUCAUGCGCAUGAAACGCGGCAAAUUGUGUUUAGUGAGCCAGGCGGCGGUGCUGCGCGGGCUGCGGGCGCUGGCGGCAGGCCAGCCCACCACAAUCACGGACGGACCGCCUCUACCACACCUCAGACAUGAUCCUCACGCCAAGGAGCCGCCCAGCCCCAAGCGUGAGCAUGUGCAUGGAUGCUGCCAUGCUGCCCAGUGCUGCCGGGGCACAAAUGCACACAAACAGCCGCCGUCGGUGCGGGAGGUCAGCUCGGCGACCACGCAGCCCGCCAGCGUCGAACCCGCUACCACCGAAACCAGCACCAAGCCUGCCAGUACUGAGCCAGCGGCGCCCCUCGCGGUCUCUUCUGGAAACAAUAUAGACUCCACACCACACCUAGCCAAAGAUACAGUGACAACAAGUGAUAAACAGACAGAAACUACAAAAAGUCGCGGCGCGAACAAAUCAGAAAACACUAAAACCGCGUCCCCUCAAAAGAAAUCAUCUGGUAACCGUGGCCGCAAGCGUCGGCGGUCGACGUCGAGCUCGUCGACCGCGGGGGGCGGCCUCGAGGAGGUCGUGCGCAGGAGACAGCCCAAGAGGAAAGUGGUGGUCGCCAGCAGCGACUCGGAGCCGACGCCGCCACCCUACACCACGCAGGACUCUAGUGCGGAGGGUGGGGACGCCUCCUACAAGGAGGUGACCAUCGACCUGGAGGACCUGCAAAUGUUGCGCGACUUCCUGGAACGCGACAACGUGUGGGGCGUCGACCUCCACGAGUACGACACCAGCGAAAACUACAAGAUGAAAGUGCUGUUCAACAUCACUCCGCUGGUGAUGGUGGCGCGGUGUCCCCGCAUAGCGGAGAUGUUGCGGCGUGGGGCGCCCCGCCUGGACUCGUUCGCGGCCCGGCUGGGGCUGCAGCGCCGUCGCGGGGACUCCGACGGGGACAAGGAGAACCGGCUCGCGACCCGGGGACGCGGUCAGUUAAGUAGAAACGGAAGCAGCAGAACUGCCGCCAAACAUACCGAUGACGAAGGUGACGUUCAAGAUAAAAUAAAGAAUAGAUUGAGACCGUCCACGACGGCCAAUAAGAAGGACGCGCAUAAUAAUAGUGACAGAGCGGGUAGAUCACAGACGACCGCCGAAGUCGAUAAGGGUGGUGGCAGAAGUAAUAAAACACGGAAGCAAAAGAGAGGCAGUAGCGGUGAAUUUGAUACUAACAGUAACAAAGUGAGCAGAAGAACAGCGAAGCGGCAGGAGCAGAGGGGCAGCAGUAGUGAGUUUAAAUCGAAAGUACCGCGGUAUGACAAUAAUGUGGGCAGUGACAGCGAGAGUGAAGUAGAGAGACAGAAGAGGAUGAGUGUACACAACGUGAAACACAGUAAUGGUGCACCGAAGUUGGAGCAGAGGCGACCUGAUGUUAAAUACGGCGGUCCGCGCGAGUACUCGCCGCUGGAGGACCACGCCAUAGUGGCGUGGAUCAACAACGGAGCCCGAGCCAGGAGAGUCAACGGGAACCUGGUGUGGCGCGAGCUGGAGCCGGCCUACCCGCGCCUCACGGGCCUCGAGCGGUCGUGGCACUCUCUCCGCAACCGCUACCUGCGGCACGUGCUGCCCGCGCUCCACACGCUGGCGCUGCCCCCGGACCAGGCCGCCAGGCUGCGGGCGGCCGCACACCACGGUACGUACACACACGCACACACACACACACACACACGCACGCACGCCGCCACUCGGGCCCUACCCACUAGCGGAACAACAACGUUUCUAGUAUCUUCACCGCGCAGCAACUUUCUUACUUUUAAAAAACUCAGAGAUUAACGAAGAAAGAUUAAUCCGUGAAAGUACUAGGAGAAAAGAUCUGCAGUCCCAAAUAAUUCUUAAAUUAUUACAUUUAAAUAAUAAGACAAUAUAUUAAAUAUGGAUUUCUCUCUUGUGCUCUUAAAUAUACAAUAGUCAGUAUUUUGGCGCCAAAGUUAUUUCACUUUUUUAAUAUAAACUAAAGGCAACGGAAAAAAACCAAACAGUUAUGUUUAUAUUAUUACAAUCAGGGGCGCACCGACCUAAGGGCUUUUUUCCCUGCAGUCCAGUGCCCCGAGGAUACAAAGGGCCCCCAGUCCCCACUGAAACGAUAUUUAGAAAAUAAAAAAAUAUCUAGAAUGUUAAAAAACCUAUCAUAAGGUUGGCAACCCUGAGAUCAAUCAACCCAUGCAGGUGCGCGUCUAUCAAAAGAAACGGGGAAUUUCUGGUCGCUUGUUUUUGGUCGGUGUAUAUAUUUAGUUGAGUGAUAUAAUAAAAUAGGGCCCUAAGUAUAAUUUAGCCCGGGGCCCUAAAAUUCAUGAUCCGCCUCUGAUUACAAUUAACAAAUUGAUAAUAAUUAUAAUAAAUCCCACUUUGAAUAUUGUUCAAAUUGGGAUACUUAAC
Molecule: messenger RNA, 2667 nt
Organism: Achroia grisella
Lineage: Eukaryota; Metazoa; Arthropoda; Insecta; Lepidoptera; Pyralidae
Exons: 8
Coding region: 169-2064 (631 amino acids)
Source: RefSeq, a predicted model, not a curated record